Messenger RNA from Opisthorchis viverrini, 435 nucleotides. RefSeq lists its product as hypothetical. The transcript is spliced from 7 exons. The annotation marks the transcript as partial. The record is from RefSeq and is a predicted model, not a curated record. NCBI's taxonomy places the organism in Eukaryota, Metazoa, Platyhelminthes, Trematoda, Opisthorchiida, Opisthorchiidae.
AUUUCUUGCAGCGAGAACUGCCGAAGUUGGCAGCACGACAUGCUUGUUCAGUUUGACGCAGACAUUAGAGCCAAAAUACCGUUCGUCACAAUAUCAAAAUCAAUGCAAUCAUGAUGAGAAACGUCGUUGCUUGGGUGCGCCAGGUUCUUCUAUGCUAGAGACACUAAAUUUUCUUGUAAUUAAUGCGCACUUGGCGUUGUCAGUGAUUAGCUUUCGCAUGGAUUUAAAAAAAAUGUUCAUUGAUUUAAUGGCAAUGCAAACAGUAUAUGCCCUCGUACAAGGAAGCCAAAAACUGUAUUAUGUCACCUUGUUUACAGACCGCAGAUAUUAUGUCACCUUGUUUACAGACCGCAGAACCAGUGUGAUAAAGAAGAAAGAACGCGUUGCCUGGGGUGCUACAAUUGAAGCUCUACCGAGGGUGCCACAGGUAGAUCU